CAUUCUGCACAACUCAAGCUGAGAGACAUGGACGCAGCAACAGUGGUGACCCUUUUGGUGGUGUUCACGGCGCUGGCGGGCAGCGUCAGCCACGGUCUCCACAUCCAAGACGCUCUGGACCACAUCGACAAGGCGGCAAGCAGCUCAGAGGACAACAUGGACGAGCACCUGCCUGAGCUGGAGGGCGUCAAAGCAGACAACAGCAUGAACAAUCGCCUGCUGACGGCGCUGCUCAAAGCUCUGCUGCGGGGGUCUGAGAGACAAGCCAGGAAUUCUGUCCUCCAUCAGCCACACAGGUUUGGCCUCUCCUCCAGAGGACCGCGCUUUUUGGAGGAUCAGAUGAAUUCUCCCGACUGGGAGGCGGCUCCCAGCCAGAUCUGGAGCAUGGCUGUGCCCCAGAGGUUUGGCAAGAAAUAGCGUAUAUAAGCCCCGAACGACCACAUCAGCAGACCAUACGAAGUCUGCUGCUCUUUUUAAAAAUGUCAAAUUGACCUGAAAGUAGAUUCGUGGCACAUUUUUUCCCCCAGUCAAAUAAACUACUAAUA
Dunckerocampus dactyliophorus (ringed pipefish) is the source of this 545-nucleotide messenger RNA. RefSeq names its product neuropeptide FF-amide peptide precursor like (gene npffl). Gene Ontology annotation, molecular function: neuropeptide hormone activity. Lineage: Eukaryota; Metazoa; Chordata; Actinopteri; Syngnathiformes; Syngnathidae. The record is from RefSeq and is a predicted model, not a curated record. Bases 28 to 417 code for a protein of 129 amino acids. The transcript is spliced from 4 exons.